AUCGACAAGUUGGAGGCCCUGAACUCAACUCACUGCAACCAAACGCCACUUUUGAUGUCAAGUGCGCGUCAAUAUCAUGAUAGGGGUAGGGGGGAUGGUCGAUGCAAGACAAUGGAAACGCAGACAGCGGAACUAUCUAGAAAAAGGGAAGAUUGUCACGGAGACGCACGUGACAAGGAGAGGCGGAAAGGGCACUUGGGAUCCCCGGCACUCUCACGACCACACUCUUUUCAUUCCUUUCCAUGUUGCCGUUGGUUAGGCGACAUCAUGAUCGGCGUAGAAGCGUAGCAUGUGUCCACCCUCGUCCACCCUUUUCCCUCCGUCAUGAGCGGCAUCAAAGCGAAGUCAAGCCACGGAAUCCGGGGAUCUUAAGGGACAUUUCCACGGGAUAGGAGGGAACAAGCAGGAUAAUUAGCGUGUGUGGAUGUUCUGGAGAGGCUUCUCAAGUCGAUGCCCACGGUUCAAUGAUUUGUUUUUUCUUAAGAACUGUGAUAAUUGAUCAAUGGAUCAUCGAUCGUCAUGACUAGCAC
This is a messenger RNA of Sodiomyces alkalinus F11, 530 nucleotides long. RefSeq lists its product as hypothetical. Bases 77 to 259 code for a protein of 60 amino acids. The transcript has a single exon. NCBI's taxonomy places the organism in Eukaryota, Fungi, Ascomycota, Sordariomycetes, Glomerellales, Plectosphaerellaceae. The record is from RefSeq and is a predicted model, not a curated record.